Carlito syrichta (Philippine tarsier) is the source of this 1249-nucleotide messenger RNA. It is a transcript of the gene MTERF4, whose product is annotated as mitochondrial transcription termination factor 4. Gene Ontology annotation, biological process: regulation of DNA-templated transcription; mitochondrial ribosome assembly. The record is from RefSeq and is a predicted model, not a curated record. Gene Ontology annotation, cellular component: mitochondrion. Bases 28 to 1092 code for a protein of 354 amino acids. The transcript is spliced from 4 exons. Lineage: Eukaryota; Metazoa; Chordata; Mammalia; Primates; Tarsiidae. Gene Ontology annotation, molecular function: double-stranded DNA binding.
CAUCGCAACUACAGUCUCCUCAACAUUAUGGCUGCUCUCUGUCGGCAGGUCCUUGACUGGCACCGACUGAUCUCCCUCACCUGGGCCUGUAUGGCCAGGCAAACUACUUCUCUUGGAGAACAGAAAAGGAUGACUGCUUCUUUGUUGCGUAAACUGACUACAGCUUCCAAUAGAGGGAGCCUUGAGGAGUUAUCCUAUGUUGGAUCCAAUAAAUAUGUGCAGGAACCAGAGUGCAGGAUGAAUCUUGUUCAGUGCCUCCGUGAGAAGCAGAGAUCCACUCCUAUGGAUCAAGAGGCCUUGGAGCUAGAAAAUAUCAUCAGUUCCCUCCUGGAUAUGGGUUUCAGUGAUGCUCAUAUUAAUGAAUUGCUCAGUGUACAACCAGGUGCUAACCUUCAACAGAUGGUGGACAUCAUUUCAGAAUUUAUACUCUUGGGUCUGAAUCCAGAGCCUGUGUAUGUGGCCUUGAAGAAAAAUCCCCAGUUAUUGAAAAUGUCUGUAAUGCAAAUGAAGAAGCGCUCCCGUUAUCUGCGAAAGCUUGGGCUUGAAGAAGGGAAACUGAAGAGGGUGUUUCAGUGCUGCCCUGAAAUUUUCACUAUGCAUCAACAGAACAUUGAGGACAUUGUCAGGGUCCUCAAGGAGAAGUGCCUUUUCACGGUACAGCAAGUCACGGAGAUUUUGCACAGAUGCCCCUCUGUUCUUCAUGAGAAUCCAGAUGAAUUGGAAUACAAAUUCCAGUAUGCAUAUUUUAGGAUGGGAAUUAAGCAUCCAGACAUGGUAAGGAGUGAGUUCUUGAAGUACUCAUUAACCAAGAUUAAGCAGAGACACAUUUACCUGGAGCGCCUAGGACGGUACCAAACCCCUGAUAAGAAGGGGCAGACACAGAUCCCUAACCCAUUACUCAAGGACAUCCUCAGAAUUUCAGAAGCUGAGUUCUUGGCCAGGACAGCCUGUUCUUCUGUUGAGGAGUUUGAGGUUUUUAAGAAGCUCUUGGCUCGGGAAGAGGAAGAAGAGUCUGAGAGUGGCAUGUCUGAUGAUGAAAGGACAGAUCUGGAUGAGGACCAGGAGGAGGCUGAGGAGGAAGAGCAGCUGUGAUGGAAGGACUGGCAUGAAAGGGCCCAGAGAUAUCAAGGAACAUUUUCAUUCUCUUAAAACUUUGGUGACCUUCAUGUGAAUUUUCUCAAGUUAUUUUUUAUUCUUUUUUUUGAGGUGGAGUCUCACUCCGUUGCCUAGGCUGGAGUGCAGUGGCAGG